Messenger RNA from Marmota flaviventris (yellow-bellied marmot), 1600 nucleotides. RefSeq names its product RNA binding motif protein 43 (gene Rbm43). The record is from RefSeq and is a predicted model, not a curated record. NCBI's taxonomy places the organism in Eukaryota, Metazoa, Chordata, Mammalia, Rodentia, Sciuridae. Gene Ontology annotation, molecular function: RNA binding.
GGGCCCUCUGCACCGCCGGCGCUCCGCUGGGUUUGGGGCUUCCUCGCGGCCCCCAAGGGCGCGUCUCUCCUCCACCAUGGCAUCAGUUUCGAAUGUCAAGAAAUCCAGAGCUCUUGAAAGAACCAUUGUCGUUGCUGGUCUUCCUGUUGGCCUUUUGAGUGAUCAGUUGCUGACUACAUUAGUGGAGACUUACUUCCGAGACGUUAAAAAUGAGGGUGGAGAUAUUGAAGAUGUGAUAUAUCCAACAAGAACCAAAGGAGUUGCAUAUGUAAUAUUCAAAGAAAAGAAAGUUGCAGAGAAUGUUGUCAGACAAAAGAAACACCAUCUAGCAAUUCAGAAGACGGUACAUGCUGAACUCACAGUCUCUCACUUUAGUGAAAAGGUCUUCAGCUCUGUGAAAGCUACCCUUGAUCUUUCUGUUUUUCGUGGUCAAAUUAUCCUGGAAAGCCUGGUAAUAGACCUGAAAAAGAAAAUCCCAACUUUAAACUUCAGUCCCUUGGGACCUGGAGGAAGAAUAUCUGUGGAAGGACCCUUUCUGGCUAUCAAGAAGCUCAAAGAGUCUUUGCUAUCAAAAGCAAGUUCUCUUUUAGAAAAAAACAGGAAUGUUAUGACUGAAGGGAGAAAACAGAACAGACAAAGCCCCCAAAAGAGUCUACAGAGCAGUGAUAACUUGGUGGAGACGCUCAGGCCCUUAGUACCUGAAACUGUUAGAAGCUCAGAAAUGCUUGUGAUGGACACAGAUGUUUUCCUUUACCUGAAAUGGAAGUGUGGGUUUUAUGAAAUCACACUGAACAAAUUUAAUAUUCUAAGUCAGGAGAGGGUGGAUGGUGACGUCACCACUAUUUGUCUAGCAAGUGCUCAAGGUGAUUCUGGGCCAAACAGUGCACAGCAUGUAAAGGAGCUCAUUGAGGAAUGGGCUCAGGGUCUUCACUCUGAGCUUAGGAAAGAGACAUUCACUUUGGAAGGAAAGGGAAAUAGAGAGAAGAGAAAUAUUGAACGGGCAUGUGAACAACUACAAUCAAGAUACCUUAGGGUUCUGAUUAAUUUUCAUAAGACACACAUUGACAUUAUAGGUUCUUCUCCUGACACUUACCUAUUUAAAAAAGAGGUCAUGAAAUUAAUAGGGCAAAAGGUUAGUUAAUAAAAUCUCAGUCAUAGAUGUUAAUAGUGCCCUUCCCUUACUGAGUAGUGACUAUACCAUCCAUGUACCACUCUAUCUAGCUCACAUUUCACCUUUGGUCACCAUCUUUCUUUGUGAGCAUUACUAUCCUUAUGUUGUAGGGGAAGAAACUAGGAUUUGGGGAAAUUAAAACUCUUGUGAAUUUAUUCAGCUAACAAGGAAUGAGACUGGAAACCUAGGAAUGGGGACCUAGUCUAUCUGAUUACAAAGAUAAUAUCUAAAUAAAACUUUGGAAAAACUAAACUUCCAAGAAAUCUCAUAUUCUCUGGAAAUCCAAAUUAUUAGAAAAGAAGUAGCCUUAACACAUGAGAGUUUGGAUGAUCAUUAUGCCUGUUGGCAAUUUGUUAAUAGUUACCAAGUCUGUAUUUACUCAUAGAAUUAGAAUGAUAUCAAAAAACUUGGGAAACUACUUGGAAAGUA